UCUACAUCCGGUUGGUCGAACUCAAUAAUCGUCCGUCGAAAGCAGACACCUGACUGACGAUAAACAGUUCCAGUUAGAAACAUGGCGGCGUCCUUGAGCAGCGCAGGGAGCGCGAGGCUGCUGAGUGCACUAACCCGGUCUGGAUCUUUGUGCAGCUCCUCUGGAAGCAGAGCGCUCCAUGUCACUGCGGCGUGCUGCAAGAACCGAGCAGCUCGUGUGCGAGUCGGGAAAGGAGACAGACCUUUGACCUACGAGGAAGCGCUUCCUCCUCAUUACAUUGGCCACCGCAAAGGAUGGCUGUCACAACACACCAGUAACCUUAAAGGAGAAGAGGGCGCAGCUGAUCGCACUGUGGAGGACAUGUUCUUGAGGCGUUUCAUGUUCGGGACUUUCCACAACUGCCUGGCCAACGAGAUCGUCAUCAAGAGGAGAGGAAACGUGCUCCUCGUGUGCGCGCUGAUGUUACAGAAGCUGCCUCCUCAGAAGUUCUACUUCCUGAUCGGAUACUCGGAGGCUCUGCUGUCGCACUUCUACAAGUGUCCCGUGAAGUUAGAGGUUCAGACGAUGCAGGACAAAGCUGUGUACAAGUACCUCUGAUGGAGGAGGGAUUUAAAAUUAUGUUUCUGUAUAAAUGUGACUCUGUUCAUGUCUUCUUUCUCCUGUUUCAGAAGUUUUCAGCUUAAGCGCUUUCGUGUACAAACUGUCUUCAUUAAGAGAAAUAAAAUCAUGUUUUCAUUUGAAUAUUUAACAACUUA
Messenger RNA from Notolabrus celidotus (New Zealand spotty), 755 nucleotides. It is a transcript of the gene mrps24, whose product is annotated as mitochondrial ribosomal protein S24. Gene Ontology annotation, cellular component: mitochondrion. Lineage: Eukaryota; Metazoa; Chordata; Actinopteri; Labriformes; Labridae. The record is from RefSeq and is a predicted model, not a curated record. Gene Ontology annotation, biological process: translation. Bases 82 to 597 code for a protein of 171 amino acids. The transcript is spliced from 4 exons.